This is a messenger RNA of Mytilus californianus (California mussel), 2477 nucleotides long. RefSeq lists its product as uncharacterized. The transcript has a single exon. The record is from RefSeq and is a predicted model, not a curated record. The coding region runs from base 233 to 2242 and encodes 669 amino acids. NCBI's taxonomy places the organism in Eukaryota, Metazoa, Mollusca, Bivalvia, Mytilida, Mytilidae. Gene Ontology annotation, molecular function: zinc ion binding; ubiquitin protein ligase activity. Gene Ontology annotation, biological process: protein polyubiquitination; proteasome-mediated ubiquitin-dependent protein catabolic process.
UGUCAUAACAUAAACAAAUUACGUUGAUUUCAUACAUUACGAUGAGCUAAAAAUACAACAGCAACGUAUUUGUUCAAAGAAGAUAUUUCUUGUUCGCAUAAUUCGUUCAUUUUCUCGUAGGAUAAUUAGCUGCUAUUGAAGAGGAUUUAUGCGUAGUAAAUUGCUAUUAUAGUAAUUUAAGGUGUUUUUUCAUACAGAAUAGGGAUUAAUAAAUACUAUUUUCUGAACCGUAAUGGAAAAUCUGUCAUCUUCAGAAAGUCUUCAACCGGUGUGUGACAGGCAUAUAAAGGAAGAACUGAAAUAUUAUUGCUUUUUUUGUCGAAGCCACGUCUGUUCAGAUUGUAUUUUAGAGCGUCAUUCUUCACAUGUCCAUGACGUCAAGAGAGCAAGUUCAAGACAGAAAGAGAUAAGAUUUGAGGAAUUAUUUAAUACGCCCGUCCCAGAUGUUACAGGUCAACCUGUUAAAAACGAACUAGAACUAGUAGAAAUUUUGAAACAAAUUGAAGAAUAUCAUCAAAAGACAAAAGAAACCGCUGAAACUAUAAAAGAAAUAAUAGAUAAUCGAGCGGAAGAAUUUCUAAGGCACAUCAAGAAAAUAAAGAAUGAAUUACAAGAGGAAUGUCGGACAAUAACAAAGCAGAAUCAUACACAUCUAAAUAUAAUAAAACAACGAGUCCAUUUAAAGCUCAAUAAACGUUCAGACAACGAAAUUUCCAAAACAUUUCAGCAGCUGAUUAUGAGUAAUGCAGAUUUAAAAUUGGAUCUCUUUAGACAUAGAGAACAUAUUGGACGUGAUGAUGUCAAUAAAUUGCACUCAAAAAUAGACAUGCCGGUAUUUGAACCAGGUAAAAUUGAUACCAUUUUUAUGAAGUCCAUGUUCGGAGCUGUGUUAGUGAAAAGAGAGUUCAAACCUGCUACAUCUAUAUCUGAAACCAAAUGGGAUUACCCGUUUAGGGAAAAGGAGAAUAUUGAACGUAGGCAUACAGAAUCAAAACAGACAAUGUUAAAUUAUUUAGAAUAUGAACUAAACAGCGAAGAAAUCAGUACGCGAAAGAAUUAUUGUAACCGUGUCUCAGAAAAUCACAGAAGCAUGCAGGGUAAUAACUGGACAGAUCAUUUCAACGAAAAACAAAAGAGUUUUACCAAUAUUCCCACCAAUGCAAAAGAAAUUCAAUCAAAACGCGGACAUCCAGAGCAUGAUGGAGGCAUACAUACCGCCAUUAAGAACAAUAAACCAAAAGGAAUCUCAUAUUUUGAUCAUAAAUCCGAAUCUCAUGAAACUGAUGAUGCCAACAAUACAUAUGAUAAUCUACCACUGCCAUUACUGAAAUCUACCAUACACGAUAGCAAUUUUUCGCUAUCCGUGAACUUUAACCAAAGCGCAUCACAUCGCAAAGGCAACAUUCCUAGUUCUAUAUUACAACCCGUUCCCCAUUUAGCAAUCGAUUGCGAAGAUAAACCAGUUUGUUGUCUUUGCGUAAUAGGCUUCGAUGUAUGUUGGAUACAUCAGGGGUUUUCAACCACAAAUUCUUUGUUUCACUCCGGUGCAAAUAAACGAAAGAAAAUUGAGUUUAAAUUUGUUGUUGAGGAUUGGACACUCAAGCCUCCCAACACCGUAAUAGCAGUAGACUAUAACAAUAGAAUUGUUAAAAUAACCCCAAUGGGAUUACCUGAAAAUACUUUAUCCUCGACUCAGAAUAUUGGCUGGUCUUUUUACCACGUUGAUCUACAUCCAAUUGCAGUGGCAUUUUGCAAAAAUGGCGAUGUAUUAGUGUCUCUUGUAGACUCAUGGUCUUACAAUACAGAUAGCAAAAGUCGUCGACAAGUUGUAAGGAUGAAUGAUGAUUUUGAAGUGGUGCAAACAAUUGAAUUUUACGGUACAAAAAGAAUUUUCACGACACCAAGGAGACUUGCCGAAAAUAUGAAUGGUGACAUUUGUGUAUUGGAUGAAACAAGUGAGAAAAGAGGAAAAAUUUUGAUAUUUAAUAAGGACAGAUCGUUGAAGCUUGUUUAUACCGGAAUCAAUGACAGUGAAGAGCAUUUCAAUCCAAAUAGUAUCUGCUGCGACAGUGAAGCAAGAAUAAUCAUUUCCGACUAUAGUUGUAACAAGCUGCAUAUUUUAGAUCAAUCAGGAAAUUUUCUGCAAUAUAUUAUUCAUUCGGAAAUUAAAAACCCUUUCUGUAUGACAAUUGAUUGCAAGGACCAUUUAUGGAUAGGGUUAAAAAGCGGGAAAAUCGUUUAGUUUAGAGCAGCUGGAUGAACCUACUCAUCCUAGAGAAUUAUACAAAUUAUAUAAGGUGUAAAUUGACUGGAAUUUAAAUUAAAAUUAAGGAAAAUAAAUUUGAAUUAUUGGUUCAUUAACGUCAGUUUGCCAUCAAUUGAGAACAGUCAAUUGAUCAUUGCGAGGAAACAUUUUGGAAGAUUUAUUAUCUUCAAGGUAUAAAUUUAAAUAAAUGAAAAGGAUUGGCAUUAUGUAA